UAUACAAAAUAUCCCACACAUUGACUGACCUGCAAAUAUGAAAGACACACAUUCACACCUUCCGUGACUCUCAGCACAGAUCUUCCAUUGUUCCAUUGUCACUGUGUAUGUGAGGAAGUGGCAUUGCUUGACUACAGCACAGUGCUGUGCAUAAAAGCAGACCGACCCAGGCGGGAGAAUCAUUUCUUCUUCGCAUUUCUGAGAACGCACAUCAGGAUGGCCUCCGUAUCACUGCCACGCAGGAAGAACCUCUCCGCGCAACAGGCUUUGGCCUUGCUUCAGGAAAUGGAUGAAGCAGAUUCUGAUGGAGGAGAGGUUCCAUUUGUCCAGCAGGCCACUGAUACCUCCUCAGAAGAAUCUGUAAAGGAGACAGAACAAGAACCCAACAUGCCUCCAUGGAAGAGGCCCCGUGGUACUGGGAAGCCCAGCCAGAGCCACACGGCAAAAGACGGCACUGUGUGGGUUGAGGAGGACAUUGGAAAGCCCAGUGCAGCAGCAAAUCGCUCGUGCUUCACUGCGCAAGCUGGACCCACAGAGUCUGCUAAGCGUAAGAUUACAAGUGUGCUCCAAAGCUUCCUUUGCCUGUUAGACGUGGGAAUGCUGCAGACCAUCAGGGAGUGCACGGUCCAUCAAGCCCACAGAACAGAGCCGCACUGGAAUUUGUCAGUUCAUGAACUGAUGGCAUUCAUUCCAAUCCUGUUCUCUGAUUGGAUUUCAGCAGAUGGUCCAGACCUCACUGACACUCCUGUGGCUCUGCUGACAGUUGUCACGGAUGACACUACUGAUUCGGCCCUCUUCAGUCCCGAAAGCAUCUGCAUUGUCGUUGAGGAUGAAAUACUUGUGAAUGGUCCCACAAAUCUGGCUGAGUCAUUUCUCCUGCUCUUUGGGUAA
Haplochromis burtoni (Burton's mouthbrooder) is the source of this 891-nucleotide messenger RNA. RefSeq lists its product as uncharacterized. The transcript has 3 exons. Bases 217 to 891 code for a protein of 224 amino acids. The record is from RefSeq and is a predicted model, not a curated record. NCBI's taxonomy places the organism in Eukaryota, Metazoa, Chordata, Actinopteri, Cichliformes, Cichlidae.